AUGUUUUUUUGUAUUAUUUUUAAAAUUAUUAUAUUAAUUUGUAGUAUUUUAAUUAAUAAAACAUUUGGAAAUGAUAUAUAUUAUGACAGUUUACAAAAAGAUUUAUUACUGAAAAAAUUACUAAACAAUUUUCCUAUAUCUAAUCCUUUCACAAAUAUUAAUUAUGAUAAUAUUAAAUUUUUACAAGAAAAAUAUAAAAAUAGUAAUAAUUAUGAAGAUAAUAGUAAUAAUGAAAAUUUUAGUGAAAUUAAAAUGACCGGUAGAAUUAUUGAUAAUUUUUUGAUUAAAUUUGAAAAUAGUGGAAGUCUUGAAAAUUAUGAUAUAAUAGAUAGUAAACUUUAUAUUACAUAUGAUGUUCUUUCAAAUGAUAAAAAAAAUAUUGAAGGAAAGAUACAUGUUUAUGAUGUAAAAAGUUCACCUAAAGUUGGUACAUCUUUAGGUAGUACUUUUUUACACUUUGAUGAAUAUGAAAAAAAGGAUUUAACUAUGAUUAUUAAUUUAACUAAAGAAUAUUCACAUGAAUAUAUUAAAUUAGGAAAAAAAAAUCUUUAUAUGGUAAUUAUACCAAAAACAUUGAAUAGUUUUUUAAAUAUUACAAUAACUCAUGCUGAUAUUUUAAUGAAAGUUAUAAAUAAACAAAAUCGUAAAAAACGUCAUGACAAUGAAUUUUCUGCCUGUGAAAAUGAUAUAUCAAAAGAUUCAUGUUGUAUGAAGUCAUAUGAAAUAAAUUUUGAUGAUUUAAAGUGGGAUUUCAUUAUUGCUCCAAGAGUUAUUAAAACAAAUUAUUGUUAUGGUGAAUGUAGAAAAAUUAUUAAAAAAAGUACAAUUGGUAAUGUUUUAAGUACAAUGGAAAAUGAAAAUAAUAUUAAUUAUCGAAGUUGUUGUCAUCCAAUUGAAUACAAACCAAUUAAUGUAACUGUUUUUAUAAAUAAGUCUAUGGUUGAAACAAAAUUAAUUAAUGAUUUAUUAGUUAAAAAAUGUUCAUGUUACUAA
Messenger RNA from Strongyloides ratti, 993 nucleotides. Its product is annotated as LD29161p. Gene Ontology annotation, biological process: SMAD protein signal transduction. The transcript has 2 exons. Gene Ontology annotation, molecular function: growth factor activity; cytokine activity. NCBI's taxonomy places the organism in Eukaryota, Metazoa, Nematoda, Chromadorea, Rhabditida, Strongyloididae. The record is from RefSeq and is a predicted model, not a curated record. The coding region runs from base 1 to 993 and encodes 330 amino acids. Gene Ontology annotation, cellular component: extracellular region.